GCUCACGGCACGGAGACGAUCGUGAUGAAGAUGAGCAUAAUAAAAUUAAUUAGUGCAUGAGACGUCCGAAGCAAACGUGAAAGCACGUAGAAGUAGGUUCAUCAAUUUUAGCCGUUAAAACUCAAACUAAUCCGAAUUUCCCGCUUUAGAUACCUACUUUCUAAAAUCAGAGAAUCCAUAGAUGGAAUUAGAGAACAGAGAGAAGAACAAAACAAAACAAAAAAAUCAUCACCAUUAUCAUCAACCACCACCCUCCUCUUCUUCCUCUGUUUCUCCAUUAUCAUCAUCAUCAUCAUCAUCAGGCCCCUCUUUAUCUGCCAAAUUCAUUCUUUCUGUAAUUUCCGCUAUUGGGUUCGUCAGAUCUCAAGCCUUUAGUAGAUUUUUCCUAGUGCAUUAAUCGAAGAGGUGAUAUGUUGUGUUGCGGAGGUGGAGAAGAGGAACAAGACGGUCCCCCUGCUAAUCAAUCCACAGCACCACCAAAAGGAGGGAACCCAUAUCCUGGUGGCAGCGAGAGAGGAGAGCCAAGGAAGGAUAAUACGGCCAAAAGUGGAACUCCACAAAAGAUCUUACCCAUCGAAAUUCCAUCUGUAUCAUUGGAUGAGUUAAACAGAAUAACCGAUAAUUUUGGGAACGAUGCAUUGAUUGGAGAAGGUUCUUAUGGGCGAGUUUUCUUCGCCAAGUUAAAUGAUGAUGUAGAUGUUGCAAUAAAGAAGCUAGAUACCAGCACUUCCCAGGAACCAGAUUCUGAUUUUGCAGCACAGCUAUCACUAGUUUCAAGGCUUAAGAAUGAUCACUUUGUGGAGUUAAUGGGAUAUUGUUUGGAGCAAAAUAAUAGAAUCUUGGUUUAUCAGUUUGCUACAAUGGGUUCUUUACACGACGUGUUACAUGGAAGAAAAGGCGUACAAGGGGCUGAACCAGGUCCUGCACUUAACUGGAACCAAAGAGUUAAAAUCGCUUUUGGAGCAGCUAAAGGGCUUGAGUAUCUGCAUGAAAAAGUUCAGCCUCCUAUAGUUCAUCGCGAUGUCAGAUCAAGCAAUGUCCUCCUUUUUGAUGAUUUCAUGUCUAAAAUUGCUGAUUUCAACCUGUCAAGUGGCGCUUCUGAUACUGCAGCUCGGCUGCAUUCAACUAGAGUCUUGGGAACAUUUGGUUACCACGCUCCAGAGUAUGCCAUGACAGGACAGAUAACUCAGAAAAGUGAUGUAUACAGUUUUGGAGUUGUUCUUCUAGAGCUCUUGACAGGAAGAAAACCAGUAGACCACACAAUGCCUAAGGGACAACAGAGUCUCGUUACCUGGGCAACUCCAAGAUUGAGUGAGGAUAAAGUGAAACAAUGCGUGGAUCCCAAGCUAAACUAUGAGUACCCACCAAAGGCAAUUGCAAAGUUGGCAGCAGUUGCAGCACUCUGUGUUCAGUAUGAGGCAGAUUUCAGGCCAAACAUGACAAUUGUUGUGAAGGCUCUGCAGCCACUUCUCAACUCAAAACCAGCAGGACCAUAGUCUCAAGCAUAACCCAAAAAAAAACAAAAAAAAAAAUUCCCAACUGAUCUCAGAAAUUAGAAGGCUUUUUUAGACUCUUGUAAUUAUUUUUAGUUAUUUUUUUUAUCCUCAUGACAUUGUCAAGCUUACAGAUUACUGGGGGAGGGAGUAUAAUUUUUUGUCUGAUUCUGACAUGCUGCUCUGGAGUUACAUUGUUAGCGUUCUCCAUAGCUUGUAUUUUAGUUGUUUGGAAAACAAAAAAAUAACAGAACUGUAGUGAGAAA
This is a messenger RNA of Manihot esculenta (cassava), 1759 nucleotides long. RefSeq names its product probable protein kinase At2g41970. Gene Ontology annotation, biological process: protein phosphorylation. Gene Ontology annotation, molecular function: ATP binding; protein tyrosine kinase activity. The record is from RefSeq and is a predicted model, not a curated record. The coding region runs from base 411 to 1496 and encodes 361 amino acids. The transcript is spliced from 8 exons. Lineage: Eukaryota; Viridiplantae; Streptophyta; Magnoliopsida; Malpighiales; Euphorbiaceae.